Molecule: messenger RNA, 4113 nt
Organism: Manis javanica (Malayan pangolin)
Lineage: Eukaryota; Metazoa; Chordata; Mammalia; Pholidota; Manidae
Gene: SC5D
Product: sterol-C5-desaturase
Biological process (GO): lipid biosynthetic process
Molecular function (GO): oxidoreductase activity; iron ion binding
Source: RefSeq, a predicted model, not a curated record
CCGAUUGGCUGGCGGCUCCGGCCGCUGAGAGCGUUCGCCUGGCUCCGCCCCCCAGGGCCGUUCCCGUUGGCCGCCGGGGCUGCCCGUUGGCUCUGGCAGUCCGGGACCGCGCAGCGGCCGAGUCGGCGGCGGACCAUCUCUAGGGACUAAGAUGGAUCUUGUACUCAGUGCUGCAGAUUAUCAUUUUUUUACACCAUACAUAUAUCCAGCUACGUGGCCAGAGGAUGAUACCUUCCGACAAACUAUUAGUCUCCUGAUCGUGACAAAUCUUGGUGCUUAUAUCCUGUAUUUCUUCUUUGCAACACUGAACUAUUAUUUUGUCUUUGAUCACUCUUUAAUGAAACAUCCACAAUUUUUAAAGAAUCAAGUCUAUCGAGAGAUUACAUGUACUAUCCAGUCACUGCCAUGGAUGAGUAUUCCUACUGUCUCAUUGUUCCUGCUGGAGUUGAAAGGUUACAGCAAAUUAUAUGAUGGCAUAGAGUUUCCAGGUGGCUGGUUCCACCUCAUUGUCAGUGUGCUGUCCUUCCUCUUUUUCACUGACAUGCUGAUCUACUGGAUUCACAGAGGCCUUCAUCAUAAACUUGUUUAUAAGCGCAUACACAAACCUCAUCAUCUCUGGAAGAUCCCUACUCCAUUUGCAAGUCAUGCUUUUCACCCUGUGGAUGGCUUCCUUCAGAGCCUGCCUUACCACAUAUAUCCCUUUAUCUUUCCAUUACACAAGGGGGUUUACUUAGGUUUGUACAUCUUGGUCAACAUCUGGACAAUUUCCAUUCAUGACGGUGAUUUUCGUGUUCCUCAAAUCUUACGGCCAUUUAUUAAUGGCUCAGCUCAUCACACAGACCACCACAUUUUCUUUGACUAUAACUAUGGGCAGUAUUUCACAUUGUGGGAUAGGAUUGGAGGCUCAUUCAAAAAUCCUUCCUCCUUUGAAGGGAAGGGACCACUUAGUUAUGUGAAGAAGAUGACAGAAGAAGAAUGCAACAGCCUUGCAGAAAACAGUUGUAAAAAUGAAAAGUUUCUCAAUGGAGAGUUUACAAAGAGUGAGUAGAUUAUUGACCAAUUAUUCAAUAUUAUUAAUAAGGAAAAAUAAUCUGUAUACAUUCAGCCAAGAGACAUAGCAAGUAAGUGGUGUCACUUGAAAAUCAGCAUUGUGGGUACCGCUGAGGAAUGAUCGUAAUGGCAGAUCAAGGGGUGCUGCUGCGCACCUCAACCCCAUGCCUAAAAUACUAGGUUUUGGUCUAAGGAACAAAUUGUGUCUUUCUGGCCAGCAGAUCUGUAAUUUGUAUCACCUCAACAAUAAUUUUUGUAAAGAUAGAGAAUAAAUUAUUGAGAGGACUACCAGAGGUUAUGUCCUUCUGCCUCAAUCCACGCAUAUUCAUUAAGAAAAAUUCACUGGGCUUAAUAAUACCAACACUAAAUCACUGUAACAAAUACUAAUAUAAAGAUGGCUCCUUGUUUCAGGAAUGCUGAAUUCUUUUUUUUUUUGCUGAACUCUUUAAGUGUCGGUAUGAUAUGACAAUUUGUGGUAACCUUGUUCAAGUGGAAACAGCAGUGUAAAAAUAAUUCUAAAGAACAUGUUAGAUAUACAAAUGACCUAAUCAAUAGCAGAUGUAAUCAUAUUAUCUUCUACACAUAAGAAGCUUAUUCCUUGGGGACAUUGUCAAAUACUACAUUUUUCUGAUGAAUAAAUACAUUUGAAUUUUAAAAACUAUUGAUACUACCAUGAUUUAACCCAGAUCUAGUAUUAUUUAAAGAUGUUGAUGGUGAUUGUUUUAAGCUGUUAUUUAAUAAGCAUAGAGUUAUGUGAAUCUGAAUAUACUUAGGGAAAUUUGAUGCCCAAAUAAUAUAUUUGACACUACUGAUUUUUUAAUUAAAUUGAUGCACUGCACUUUCAAUAUGUUUAAAAGUUACAAUCUUAUAAUUUUCUAUAAAAGGAAAUAACUACCAAAUAUUUAAGCUUAUCACUGAGGAUUAGUUUUGAAACCUCAUUUUCCCAUCUCUCCUUUGACUUUUCCCCACUUCCUCUGCAAAGAGAUUUAACAGAUGCUCUCAUAAAGAAAUGUUGGGUGUUGUAACAGCUAUAUUGGAAAGAUAAGGUUUGCAAAGGCAUUCUAUAAGCUAUUUAUGUGAAAUCAAUAAAAGUGGAUUAUUGCUAUUAUUAAACUGUAUCAGUUAAAUAUUGUAACAGCACAGAGUAUUCUUUAUACUAAUUUUGUGUCAGUUUGAAACCAGAAAUGAUACGGAUUGUCGAAACUUUUAGAAUGUCCCCAAGUGACUGAUGUCGAGAGGAAAGAGAGAGAAGGGAGUAUCACGAUAUUCUGAUGUUUCGGGUGUUUAUUAGAGUUGAGUGUUUUGGCAAGAGCCCAAUCAUAAAAUGCGAUGCUCGGGACCCAGAUGCCAGUGUGUCUUCCUCCUCGAGUUGCUGCUGCAGGGCUGUCUCACUCCCCCUGCUAGUGGACAGCCCGUGCUCUGUAACUCAUCAGUGCAGCAGCGUGCUUUUCGCUCAUUCCCCACUUCCUGUCCCCAGUACUCCACUUUGCCCGCGAAACAGAAGGAAAAUAAGGAGAGGUAAACUUUGUUUCUGACAAUAGUGGCAGCUAGUAUUGGGCUUUUACUCUUGAUCAGGCACCGUUAAAAGUCCUUGACAUGAGGAAACUGGGACCCAGUUCCACAACUUUUCUUCCAAGGUUAUUCUCUCUCAUGUGAGGUCCACUGUGCUUGGUUCUGGUCCGUGGGCAGCUGUUCACAGUCAUUCUGAGACUCAAGCUCCUUCUGUCUUGGGGCUCUACCUCCCUGCCAGUCUGCAGUCUUCUUUGCUGAAGGAACACAUAGGGGAAGAGGGAAAAGUACACAUGGGAAGUUGUUACGGGUCAAGCCUAGAAGCUCUGCCUGUGUUGAUUUGCCAGAACUCAGUCAUGUGCCCAUGUAACUGAAAGAGAUUGUGGGAAGUACGUCUAACUGUGUGUCUUGGACACGGUAACCAGUUUCUUUCUUGAAUAGUUAGCCAGUUGUCUGUACCCGUGUAGUUAUUCCCCUCUUCUUGAGGGUCCCAAUAAAGGUAUUAAAGAGAUGAAUGAGCUCAAAAGUAUUUCAGCUUAUCCAUGCACUGGUUGUCUUAGUGUCCUUAACUCUGUAACUCCAGUUAUGAGAGUGGAAGUUUCCUGUAAAUUCUUAUCACUGUGUAGCUAAUAGAAAAGAAAGGACAUAACUUACGGAGAGAGGGAAGCCUCCUCAGAGGUGUUAGGAAGAAUCAAACUAGUCUCUGCCCUCCCAUCCUCUUUGUUAAAUUCUACUGGUGUUAAGCAGCAUUACGUUAAGUAGUCCUAACAUGACUGUGAGUGCUACCACCGUAUCCUCCUGUUCUCCAUUAGAGGAAUUCAGAGACUAUUCAUGGGAAUGAGGACCCAUGUUCCUCCCCUCAGGAAUGUCAAGUGGAAGAUUACCUUGACUUUGAAACCUUUUAUAGUUAGAGGACAGAAAGAGAAAAACACUUUUUGGUAGAAAUUGGGUAAAGGAUAGAGGUGAUACAAGAACCAUUUCAAAAACCCUGGAGACUUUUACUGAAUAUUUGUCUUCCUCUCUGCCUCUGUCCUGGUCUCUCUGUAUGAAUGCUGGCUUCCCACUUCUCAUCUCCCUGUAUCCUGUCUCUUUUUCCUACCAUCUUCAAGAAGUCAGGGAUGGAUUUGUGAGUGCAUUAUGAGUUCCAUUUUUGAUAUGUUGAGUUUAUACAGCAAUGAUGUCUGGGAGGAAGAUGGAAAGUAGGGAGACAAAUCAAACAAUACAAAUUUGAGAUUAACCCAGAUAGAAGAAAAGUUUGAGACCAUGAGAUUGAUUGCCAAGGGGAGCAUGGACAGCUAUCCAAAGAAACAGACCAGCUGAAGGGCAAAGGAACUUCUCUCAUCUUCCUACCUUCUUCAAACUCAAAACACUUGACUGGAAGCCUUAUAGCAGCACCUCCUGCUUUCUGUCAUCUAUCAUUGUCAUGGGUCCCCAUUUAUUCUAGACCCCAAAUUCCUUCAAAGCAAAGACCAUGCAUGUGUGGGUCAUCAUUGUAUUAAACCAUGUGUUCUUACAGAACAUGCUUGAGAUUCAAUAAAUACUUUGCUGAAUGAA